AAGUUUCUUCAGCCUGUCAUAUUAGCCCUCACAUAAGUCGACCCUGAUCUACUACAGCAAACCUGUCCCCUCUUCCUUCAUCUAGCAGAACCGAAUUCCGGCCUUAUCAUUGGAAUCAAACAUGCAGUACAAACUUACCUCCGUACUAGCUGCAGGCGCCUUGGUCGCAGUCAGUAACGGUGCGCCUAUCGCACAAGAACUCGGUCUCGGCGCACCAUCUGGUCCUACUGUAGGCAAUCCAACUAGCGAUACGACUUGGGGCAAGCGUGACGUCGUCUGGGACCCUGCACCGCCAGCAACAGGAGAUAAGUUCGACCUUGGGAAGCCAUCAACAGGUAUCAUUUGGGGCAAGCGCGAUGACGAGGCCUCGAAGCCAAAGGACAUCUUUACUAUCGGCAAGCCAACCACAGUCGUGGAUUGGAACAAGCGUGCUGAGCCUGCGGACGUUAAGGAAAUCGGCGAUGCUUCGACGGUUGUUACGUGGUCGUAAAGUAUGAUGCGCGAAGGGGCUAUAUUCCGGUGACAGUGUGUGCUCGAGAGCGUUUUUGUAUCAUCAACAUUCGUAUUAGUUUCAGCGAACAGAGGGACGGGUGUUGUAUGGCUACACUCUGUAUACUCUGUGGGCAUAACAGAAAAUGCGAAAUGUGUGGGCUG
Parastagonospora nodorum SN15 is the source of this 654-nucleotide messenger RNA. RefSeq lists its product as hypothetical. NCBI's taxonomy places the organism in Eukaryota, Fungi, Ascomycota, Dothideomycetes, Pleosporales, Phaeosphaeriaceae. The coding region runs from base 122 to 490 and encodes 122 amino acids. The record is from RefSeq and is a predicted model, not a curated record. The transcript is spliced from 2 exons.